Molecule: messenger RNA, 576 nt
Organism: Gongylonema pulchrum
Lineage: Eukaryota; Metazoa; Nematoda; Chromadorea; Rhabditida; Gongylonematidae
Source: the annotation of a GenBank genome assembly
AUGAAAUCGGUUUUUGUUAACGAAGUUACCGAGAACCUAUAUUUUGCAUCGUUUUACGUUGAUGUGCACCAGUUUAUCACUGAUUCCUUACUGUUCAAAUGUAAAAUUGGCGAAGCUUCAUUGUAUAUUGACGAUCGACUUGAAAAUGCAGAGGCUUCAAAAGAGACGCUUCUUUUGCAAGGAGCUUGCGCGAGCUGCAUUGAUCGGAAAUGGUCCGAUGCUUCCGAAUACAUUAUUGCACUGCUUACUCUCCUCAGCGAGACAGGCAAAUUGGUUGAAAUGGAACGGCGGAAGAAGUCACCCGAGAAUGAUAACCUUCCACGGCCUACAUUCGCUCUUAUCAAAAGAGACGAAGUACGAAGGAUUGUGUUCGAUAUCACAUAUCAUAUUUUGUUUCGGAUUUACACGUCGACGACGACAGACCACGACAAUGACCAGUUGCUGGGCGCGCUGCUCGUACUCUCUCAGAUUGACUUCGCAACAAAAGGGCAUCGAUGUUUCAACCGCAUAAUGCGUCAUGUUGAGGCCAAGGUGUGCAGCAGUGUCAAGUUUGCUAUGAAAUAUACAAUGCUGUAG